CGAUCAAGUUCUUCAACUCAUGCACAAUCAAUCCUCCUUUCAUGUCCACCUCUACCACUUUAAGCGUCUCUGGACGCGGUGGCUUUUCAUUCACUGAGUGGUUCAAUGCUGACGUGGAUGAUGGAAGCUUGGACCCAGCUACAGAUGCGUUUGAAGAAGCGAUUUGCAUCUACCGUGACCAUCUCACCAAAGAUCAAGACAAGCGCCAAUUCAUAUCUCGUUCACAUGGCUUUGCAGAGCUUCAAGCUACGCUGGCCGAAACGCAGCAAAAGUACGAGUCCCUUCGAGUCAAAUCAAAGACUAGAGAGUACUUGACCAAAUUCUCUAAUCUCCUCUGCCACUACGACAAUGUGAUGAAAUGUCUCAUUCAACACAACCCGGAGUAUGUUUCUUUGGCUUGGGGUGCCAUGAAGUUCUUGUUUGUUGCGUUUGUCAAUCACGAAAAUGCAUGUUCUACCCUCGCCAAGGGUCUUUGCCAGAUUGGAUCGAUUCUCCCUCGUGCAGAGCUAUCACUUAUUCUUUAUCCUACCAAACGCAUGAAGCGUGCCGUCGCUGAGCUAUAUGCCAACAUUAUCAAGUUCUUGGUACGAAGCAAAAGAUGGUACGAGGAAGGGAAGCUGAAGCACAUCUGGCACUCAUUGUCCCGCCCAUCUGAACUGCGAUAUGCCGAUCUUUUGGAAAACAUUAAAGAGUGA
Messenger RNA from Podospora pseudopauciseta, 695 nucleotides. RefSeq lists its product as uncharacterized. NCBI's taxonomy places the organism in Eukaryota, Fungi, Ascomycota, Sordariomycetes, Sordariales, Podosporaceae. Bases 42 to 695 code for a protein of 217 amino acids. The record is from RefSeq and is a predicted model, not a curated record. The transcript has 3 exons.